AUGAAAACUGCCCUUGUAACAGGAGCAAAUUCAGGUAUUGGGUUGGAAACAUGUAGAAAGUUAUAUUUACAAGGAUACAAAGUUAUCCUUGCUGUUAGAAAUGAAGAAGAAGGGAUUAAAGCAAAAUUUUUAAUUUCAUUAAAUGAAAAUGAGGAACGCCUUAUUGUUCGAAAUUGUAAUUUAUGUGAUCUUGUGACUAUUGAAAAUUUAGCUUUGUCAUUAAAAAAUGAUAAUAUUUUGCUGGAUGUGAUUGUAUGUAACGCAGGCCAUGAAUAUUUGUUAGAAAAAUUGUUAGAAAUGGGAAUUAUAAAAGAAACACGAAUUGUUGUUGUCACAUCUGGUUUUUACAAAAAAAUUGAUAAAAUGUUUGAUAUUAACGAUAUCUCAGGAAAUUUUUUAUCUAAAAAACAACCAAACAUUUAUUAUAGCAUUUCAAAACUUGCAAAUUGUUUACAAGUAAUAAAUUUUCAAGAAAAAUUAAAUGUCUUGGCUCCACAAUCAGUAAUAGUUGCUGUACGACCAGGUUUUGUACGCGGAACUAAUCUUGGAAGGCAUACACAUUUUUUACUUAGAUUACUUGCAACACCAAUAAUAUAUUUAGUUGCAAAAAAUGUUGAUCAGGGGACAAGAACAAUAAUACAUUGCGCUACAUGCCCAAAAGAAGACAUUGAAUCUGGAUGUAUUUAUGCAGAUAAUCUAAAAGAGGAAUACACUUCUAUUGUUUCGAAGGAAAAUGGAGAAAAAUUAAUUGAGAUUACUCAAACUUUGUUAAACGAACAAAUUAAAGAUUAA
Molecule: messenger RNA, 792 nt
Organism: Strongyloides ratti
Lineage: Eukaryota; Metazoa; Nematoda; Chromadorea; Rhabditida; Strongyloididae
Product: Dehydrogenase/reductase SDR family member 13
Exons: 3
Coding region: 1-792 (263 amino acids)
Source: RefSeq, a predicted model, not a curated record